AUGCACUUGACUGCCACCUACAGAUCCGCGAUACGUACAGCGCGGGAUGUGGUCUCAGACAUCGGGGAAGAGGCAGCGGCUGCUAGCGGAGGCCUUGUGGAGCUAGCUGCAAUUUCGGAGAAUAGAUCAGAGAGAGAUGGCUCACGGCUAAUGGGGCGCAAAGCUGGUUUGAGCUUGCAAGUUCCACUGUCGAUGCUCGGGGAAAAGGAUCUUGCCUUCCCCAUUCUGAAGCUUCGAGAUUGGGGACAGUUUACUUCGCAGUGCUUGCCGUCACAGGCGAUUGGCCCUGGCUUCAUCGAUGUGGCUCUCUUGCGAGGCGUACCCUGGGAAACUAUUCAUGAAAGGGACCCGCUUUGGCUGAAGACAGUUUUUUCCGAGUCUGGAUUCGCACAUGUGCCUGCUGUCGCUCGGCUGCUUGCUGUCCCAGGGCAGGAGGAGGCCAUCCUGGCAUAUGAUUUGUUCCAUGCUUUCCAUUUGGGCGUUGGAAAGCAUUUCCUUGGAAGCUGCCUAGCUCUCUGGAGCUCUCACUUUCCGGGAGGCAACGUGGACAAACGCUUCGAAGGCUUGGAAAGUAGCUUUUUUACGUGGUGCAAAGCAAACCGAGAAGUACCUGUACUCACACGACUCACAAAAGAAACUAUCCAAUGGCCGUCCACUUUCGAUUAUCCAGCCGGGAGCUGGUUCAAAGGCUCCGUCACGACCGUCCUCUUCAAGUUUUUGCAGGCAACCAUGUGCCAGCAAAAUUGGGCUCACGAGCCGAUGCUGGCAAAAGCUGCCGAAGCAGUUCAAAGCAUCAACAGGUUUUUCUCAGCUUUGUAUGCGUCUGAUUUAUACCUGGAGCCUGGGAGAGCCAUCGAAAUCGCGGAAGAUGGGCUGCGCUUUAUGCGCCGCUUGGCGUGGCUUGCCAAACAGGCCACCAAGGAUGAACGUGCUCUUUGGUAUGCCCAGAGGCGUGACCCGCUGAAGUGGACGACAGACCAUUUUGCACUCCUGUUCCAGGCAGCGGCCGAAGACCAAGUCCCAGUUCAUUGGGAGCAAGAGGGGUGUGAUGGGGUCCCGUUCCAAGUCGAGGAGCUGAGGGAGGUGGUCAACAAGGGCAGAAAUGGUCGAGCGGUGGGGCUUGACCUCACGUCCUACGAGCUGGUCAAGGAGCUCUGCAAAAACACGACCUCCGAAGGAUCCCUCCUUGCAUGGAUGGAGUCGAUCAGGAUGGGGGCCCCAGUCCCGGAAGAGUGGCUGACCACCAUCAUUACCCUUUUGCCCAAGAAGCCCAAGCCGGAGAGCCCGUCGGAUCUUCGCCCGAUUAGCUUAAGUUCGGCGGUGAGCAAAGUGUACGGAGGCUUGUUGCUGAACCGAACGAGGAGAGCCCUUCAGCCCCAAGGCCCUGAGCAGUGCGCCUUGGGAGGAAGGCAGACAUCUGACUAUUUGUUUGCAGUCAUGCGCACCUUCUCCCUAGAAACUGAGUGGCGCUUUGGCCUGAGCUGGUUAAAGCUCGAUAUCAGUAAAGCCUACGACUCCAUCCAUAGAUGGAAGAUCCUUGAGUACCUGCGGGGCAACCUUCCCCCGAGCAUGUGGAGGGAGUUCGAGUCGUGGAAACAGCUGCUGGAGCCAGGAAGGGCGCAGGUCCGAACGCCCUGGGGAUCGGCCUACAUUAGCCAGACCAAAGGCAUCAGACAAGGCUCAGUCGAGAGCCCCUUCAUCUUUGCUGUGGCAAUGGAAUGUGCUCUGCGCAGAGCCCAGAGCGCGGAGGGGUGGCCUCGAGUGCUAGGUGGGGCCCCUGACAUGGCUCUCUCCUCGUUGUUGUACAUGGACGACAGCAUUCUGUGGGACACGUCUAGGGAGUCCCUCGAGAGGAAGUUCACUAUCCUCAGCAAGGAGUUAAAGCAGUGGGGCCUAAAGGUCAAUCCGAAAAAGACGGUAUUCUAUAGUUCCCCACAUGCGCCUAGCCUGCCGCAGAUCAGGCUGGAUGGGGUCGUAGUACAGUCGUCGGAUGCCUUGGAGGUGAUGGGGGUUAGAUUCGCAGUGCCCUUCAAGCCGGCCGCGAUCAUGGACACGGGUAUGGCAAAGGCACGGAAGAAAUACUUUGCCAGCCGAGAGGUCCUGGAGUGUAGAGGGCCCCUCAAGAAGAGGCUCCAGGUGUUCAGAACGGCAGUAGGGGGUGCAGCUCUGUGGUAUGCAUCGGCAGCACCACCAAACUUCCAAGCUAUGGGGGCUUUGAACACCAUGCAGCUGGAGUUUGUGGCACGGAUGGCGGGGCACAAGCGGAGGCCCGAUGAGAGCUGGCUCGACUUCAGAAUGAGGAGCCUUCGAGCUGCCCGUCAGAUCUUAAGCAAUGCUGGCAUGGAGCGCUGGAGCACAACAUGGCUCCGGAGACACUGGCAGUACCGAGGGCACGUGGUUCGUGCUGCCAGUAGAGACCAGCCUCCAGCUAGCUCAGUGAUGGACGGGUAUCGCACUCUACCUUGGUGGAGAAGACAGCAGGCCAGUCGAGACGGAGUGCGGCAUCCUGCGGCCUUCUUCCCUCACCUCUCCAAUGAGGAAGUGCGACUCAACAGGGCAGCGGGGAGGGCAGAGUGGAGAGAGCUAGCAGCCGACCCGGUGGAGUGGAAGAAGAAGGAGGACCAGUGGGUCAGGCAGAACGACAUCGCAUGGUGCUCUGGGCGACAGCUCACUUUGACAGGGUGA
This is a messenger RNA of Symbiodinium necroappetens, 2685 nucleotides long. The record is from the annotation of a GenBank genome assembly. NCBI's taxonomy places the organism in Eukaryota, Dinophyceae, Suessiales, Symbiodiniaceae.